AAAACUAAGACCUCUCUAGGGGUGUCAUUUUGGUUCACUCUCCACCCCCAUUUCCUCUUUUUCCUUCAUAUCCCAUCUGUGUCGCAGCCGCAGAUCGCCACCCUCCCCAUAAACCCAACGCUUCUCUCCCUCACUCACUGCGGCAGCCACACCCACGCCAAUUUCUCUCUUUCUUUGAUUUCUUUAUUCUCUCUUCAUCUUCACCGUUGCCAUUGCCGAUUCUCAGCACGCCCCUGCACUCAGUUUCUUUCUCCUUCUCUUCUCUCACUCUCUACUGCGAUCUCACGCCGCAAUGCUUCUAUCUCGAGGAGUUUUAUUGCUAGAAUUAGAAUUUGGUAUCUGGUCCAGGAUUAUUCUUGCUGGACUUCAGUAGUGGAGAAGUGCAUUUUAUAGACUAAAAUUGUAUGGAUCUGGCAUGGUUGAGUGCCAUUGUAGUUGGGGCCGGCUGCCUUGUUUUGGGAUACUAUAUUGGUUCAAAAUAUCCUCCUCGGGUCUUUGUCAAAGCUAAAUUAGCCAAAAGCAAUGAAUCAAGCAGAAAUGGGAAGAAGAAGGAUAAGACUAAAGAGCCACUGGAGGUCGAAAAUUUGGCUGACAUUCUCGAUGACUUCAAGAUGGUCUUAGUUGUGAGAAAUGAUUUGAAAAUGGGAAAAGGAAAAAUCGCAGCCCAAUGCAGUCAUGCAACUUUGGGUCUCUAUAAGAAGCUUCAUUAUCGUGCACCAAAAGCCUUGAACAGGUGGGAGAUGUGUGCGCAGCCCAAGGUGGUUCUGAAGAUAGAAAGUGAGGAAGACAUGCUAGUUUUGCAAGAGAGGGCAAAAUCAUUGAAGCUACCAACUCAUAUUACUAUUGAUGCCGGAAGAACUCAGAUUGCACCCAAUUCGAGAACGGUGAUGGCAAUUCUUGGUCCUGUUGAAGUGGUUGAUGAUGUAACUGGUGGGUUGAAACUUUUGUAGUUUCUGAUUCAUUGCCUGUUAUCUCCCAAAUCUCUUGAAGACUUCAGUUCUCAGAAGACUCUACUCUGCAAAAUCCAUCCAUGCUUGGACCAAUUGCACGGUAUGAAACCGAUCUUAAUGCGGAGCUGAGCUAUUGACACUCAAUACUAUUUCCAAUUUCUGAUAAGGAUAAUGUUAACAGCGAUAAUCUAAGUUAACCUAUUUAUUAUGAAAUUUAGUAUGAUUUGAACAGUUGGGAAGUUGGAUUACCUUGUUUGAGUACUAUAUUCGGUUCAAACCUAUUUAAAGUUUUUGAUUCACGAA
Messenger RNA from Cucumis melo (muskmelon), 1253 nucleotides. RefSeq lists its product as uncharacterized. The transcript has 8 exons. Bases 405 to 950 code for a protein of 181 amino acids. The record is from RefSeq and is a predicted model, not a curated record. Gene Ontology annotation, cellular component: cytosol; mitochondrion. Lineage: Eukaryota; Viridiplantae; Streptophyta; Magnoliopsida; Cucurbitales; Cucurbitaceae. Gene Ontology annotation, molecular function: peptidyl-tRNA hydrolase activity.